UUGUACAGUUUCAUUUCCUUAGGAUUCAUUUCUUCCUUGGAACAAAUGCAGAAUAGGGACUCAGAUGUGCAUAUCCUGUUAUAAUCUGAAAUAGGUGUGAUGUGGUGGUAAUGUUUCAAUGAUUACAAGAGAUCAACGUCGCAUUUAUGACCCUGGUGGAGGCAAUCUUGCCCUUGUAGUCAGCAGUAUAGAUGGAUUCAGCAGCUCAGCAGCAGAAAGAAGAACAUACAGUGCUAUCAGAGAAGUUAGAAGAAACCAGUCUAGGUAAAGGGCAUUUGCUUGAUGUGUCUAAAGCAGAGGCUUUAAAGCUGAGACUCAGAGUAGUAGAACUGACAAAGGAUAAUGAAGCACUGAGGGGUUUAAAGCUGCCAUCUGCAGACAGAAGUGAAUCAGAGCAAACUGAUGUGCAAGGUGCUGCUUAUCCUGAAUCGUCAAGAGCCACUGGCGAAGAGCAAAAUGAACACCUGCUGUCAUUCCACACUGAACCAAAGCCACAAUCCAGUGGAUCUUCAUCUGAGUUUGAAGUGGUUUCACCAGUUGAGCAGAAAAAGUCUGAUGGUAAGAAAAUGGACUUUGCCCAGGAACUACAGAAUGAGGAUAUCAACUUGUCUCUUCAUCUCCAGCGGCUAGAAAACAUUAUGGGCAUGUUUGCGAAAGAGUCUGAUACAUCCCAGCUUUUAUCUCCCCUUGGUAUGAUGAUCCUAGAAUUCAGUCGCUUGUCUAAUAAAGUUCAGAAAAUUGAACAUAGAACAGCAAUACUGCAGACACUUUGUGAACAGCUAAGGAAAGAAAAUGAAGACCUUCGAAAGAAACUGGAGUCUGAUAUUGAGCAGAGAAAUCUUGUAGUUGAAAAACUCAGACAGGAGAAUGUGGAGCUGAAGAAAAUUUUAACAACAGAUACAAAAGAAAAGCCUGUACUCGAGGGAGGUGACCUACAGCAGAACACUAGAGUCACAGAAAAAGUGCAACUGACCCGAAAUAAAGCUGCCACAGAUAUGUAUGAGAGAAAAAUAAAGGAGCUAGAGCAUCAGCGUGUUGAGUUACUGGAAGUGAACAAGCAGUGGGAUCGCCAGUUUCGUGCUGCAAAGCAACUAUAUGAACAGAAAAUCACAGAACUUAGGCAGAGGCUGGCUGAGUCUCAGAAGGUUGUCAGUGAGUUGGAAGCAGAACGUGAACAGAAGCAGAGAGAUUUUGAUCGCAAGUUACUUCUAGCAAAGUCAAAGAUUGAGAAUGAAGAGGGUGAAAAAGAGAAAAUGGUAUUAGAAGUGAAUGAAUUGAAGCAGAAGGUUAAGUUUCUUCAAGAUCAGAUUGGCCCUCUCAGUAAGCAGAGAGAUUACCAGGAAAAGGAGAUCCUUCGUCUAAACAAAGCUCUUGAACGAGCUUUGCAUGUGCAGCCUUCUGCACCCCAAACCCCUGUAUUUGGUAACCUGGAGGACACAGGCAUGGCUGCAAGACGGCAGGACCUUCUAACCCAGAUUGAAGUACUCAGUCAGCAGGUAAAAAUUUUUGAAGAAGAUUUUCAGAAAGAAAGGAGUGAUCGUGAGAGAAUGCAUGAGGAAAAGGAAGAACUAAAGAAAGAACUGAAGAAAAUGCAGUCAAAAAUAUCUGUGAUGAAUACUCAGGGUCCAGAAGAGAGAAUGCCUAUUGAACCACAUCCAGGACCAGUUUGUCCACCAUAUCAACCACUUAGCCCACCAGUUCUUCUUCCUAUGUACCAUGGAUAUGAAGACUGGCCUGUACGGUAUCCACCCAGUGCUAUGCCAGACACUCGGGUCCAGAACAGGAAUUUCAUGAAUUUGCCACCACCUGAAUAUCCUUGGCACCCACAGUUCCCGCCUGCUACAAAUUUACCAUUACAAGGAGUGGACUCUUCAAGGCAAAUAAACAAAGAACAGGAACCUGUGGCUCCUGGGAUAGGUAAAACACAGAGGUAGAGACAUCCCUGUUUGCUGAUUAUUUUUGGUACCUUCAAAAGAUCAUUUUACCUCAUACCCAGAAAGAACACCACACAGUUGUGCACUGCAACAGUUUGUCUGAAAUUUCUAUUUAGUAAAAUGAAUUUUUGUAAACAUACUAUUUUAUUAAAGUUAUGGAAUGCAUUACCUAAUUAACUAUCAAGCCUACUAUGACACUGACCUUAGUAUUUAACGUUUCAAAAAGAAAACCAUAAGAAGUUGAGAAUUUGUUUUAUGUACCAGGAUUUGAAAACCCAGAGUACAAUGUCACAUUUUUAUUUCCUCAGAACUUGUUUCAAAAUAUAUAAAAUAUAAUUAAAAAGAAUUAGCGCUAA
This is a messenger RNA of Protopterus annectens (West African lungfish), 2290 nucleotides long. It is a transcript of the gene TNIP1, whose product is annotated as TNFAIP3 interacting protein 1. The transcript is spliced from 17 exons. NCBI's taxonomy places the organism in Eukaryota, Metazoa, Chordata, Ceratodontiformes, Protopteridae. Gene Ontology annotation, biological process: regulation of transcription by RNA polymerase II; negative regulation of canonical NF-kappaB signal transduction; cellular response to lipopolysaccharide. The coding region runs from base 192 to 1934 and encodes 580 amino acids. The record is from RefSeq and is a predicted model, not a curated record.